GCGGAAGCGGGCGGUGCUCCGGCCGACUGGGAAAUGUCAGCUGCUUGAUUGGGUAGGGUUUUCCUUUCCCCGGAACCUGCAGGCCUUCAGGUGACCGCCCCCGCCGUCGCCGGGGAGCGUGGGUCCCAGACCCUGGACGGCUGUGGCGGGCGCGCGUUUCCCGGUCCUUCUGGACGCUGUCCGGCGAGAUCGGGCGGUGAGCCUGAGGGGGAGAGCGUGAGGCACUUUGGGGUCUGGGGCGGAGCGCGGGCGGAGAGAGAGGGACCCCGGAGACCCAGAGAGGCCGCCGCCGCGGGGCCCACGUCCCCGGCCGCGGAGUGGAGGCGGUGACGCGCUCCGCCGGCCAGAUAUGAUCCAGGCCUGUAUGUGAAUUACUUCGGUUAAUCAGAGCAAACAUUGAAUAAUGAGUGGUGCAGCUUUGGGACUCGAGAUUGUUUUUGUCUUUUUUCUGGCAUUAUUCCUACUUCAUCGAUAUGGAGACUUUAAGAAACAACAUAGACUUGUAAUUGUUGGAACACUGCUAGCUUGGUAUCUCUGCUUUCUAAUUGUCUUCAUACUGCCUCUGGAUGUUAGUACGACAAUAUACAACCGAUGCAAACAUGCUGCUGCAAACUCGAGCCCUACUGAGAGUAGCAACAUUACAGGACUGUAUGCAGCUGCUACCCCGGUUCCAAGCCAACAUCUGUGUUUCAAGCCAUGGAGUUAUAUUCCUGAUGGAAUCAUGCCAAUUUUCUGGAGGGUAGUAUAUUGGACAUCACAAUUUUUAACAUGGAUUCUGUUACCUUUUAUGCAGUCAUAUGCAAGAUCAGGAGGGUUUUCCAUUACUGGAAAGAUCAAAACUGCACUGAUUGAGAAUGCAAUCUAUUAUGGCACCUACUUGCUGAUUUUUGGAGCGUUUUUAAUUUAUGUAGCUGUAAACCCACACUUGCACUUAGAAUGGAACCAGCUUCAGACAAUUGGGAUAGCUGCUGCAAAUACAUGGGGUCUUUUUCUUCUGGUGUUGUUGUUGGGGUAUGGCUUGGUAGAAAUCCCUCGCUCAUACUGGAAUGGAGCAAAAAGAGGUUAUCUACUUAUGAAAACUUAUUUUAAGGCAGCCAAAUUGAUGACGGAGAAAGCAGAUGCAGAAGAGACUUUAGAAGAUGUCAUGGAGGAAGUUCGUAAAGUGAAUGAGAGCAUCAAGUAUAACCACCCACUGAGAAAAUGUGUUGACACAAUACUUAAAAAGUGCCCUAUAGAGUAUCAGGAAAAAAUGGGUAGGAACAUGGAUGAUUAUGAAGAUUUUGAUGAAAAGCAUAAUACCUAUCCAAGUGAAAAGAGUCUGGUAAAACUACAUAAACAGGUGAUUUAUUCAGUUCAGAGACACCGUCGAACUCAAGUACAAUGGCAGAUUCUUUUGGAACAAGCAUUUUAUCUAGAAGAUGUAGCAAAAAAUGAAACUAGUGCUACUUGUCAGUUUGUUCAUACCUUUCAAUCGCCGGAGCCAGAAAAUAGAUUUAUUCAAUAUUUUUAUAAUCCUACAGUUGAGUGGUACUGGGAAUGUCUUUUGCGACCGUGGUUUUAUAGGGUACUUGCUGUGGUGUUGUCCAUCUUCUCCGUGAUUGUUGUGUGGUCAGAGUGCACAUUCUUUAGCACUACACCUGUCUUAUCCCUCUUUGCAGUCUUCAUACAGCUGGCCGAAAAAACAUACAAUUAUAUUUAUAUCGAGAUUGCUUGCUUCCUCUCCAUCUUCUUCCUCAGUAUCUGUGUUUAUUCUACUGUGUUCAGGAUUCGUGUAUUUAACUAUUAUUACCUGGCUUCACAUCACCAGACUGAUGCUUACAGCCUUCUUUUCAGUGGCAUGUUAUUUUGCCGUUUGACUCCUCCUUUAUGUCUUAAUUUCUUGGGUUUGACCCAUAUGGAUUCAUCCAUCUCUCACCAGAAUACACAGCCAACUGCUUAUACAUCUAUUAUGGGUUCCAUGAAAGUUUUAUCCUUUAUUGCAGAUGGGUUCUAUAUAUAUUAUCCUAUGUUGGUGGUAAUUCUCUGCAUUGCUACUUAUUUUAGCUUGGGAACUCGUUGUUUGAAUCUACUUGGUUUCCAGCAGUUCAUGGGAGAUAAUGAUAUGACAUCAGACUUAGUUGAUGAAGGAAAAGAAUUAAUCAGACGAGAGAAGAGAAAAAGGCAACGGCAAGAAGAAGGUGAAAGUCGACGAAGAGAAUGGAAAGAACGUUAUGGACACAGUAGAGAAGAUUCCACUAGAAACAGAAAUGUUCAUAUUGACCCAAAAGAAUCAAACUUCUCAGAUAUUAGUACCAACCGAUCAGCAUCCAAAUAUACCAGGGCUAAUAAUAGGACUGAAAGGGACCGAAUAGAACUCCUCCAAGAUGCAGAACCUUUGGAUUUUAAUGCAGAAACAUUCACUGAUGAUCCUCUUGAAUCUGAAUCAGGAAGGUAUCAGCCUGGUGGACGAUACCUCUCAAUGUCUCGCAGCAGAAUAUUUGAUGAUGUUUAAAAUCUGUAAGAAUAUAUGGAAUAACUAACCAAGAUCAACACAUAAGUUCAGUCUUUAUGAACAUCUGUAUGCCCUAGAAUUUACACUGAAUUCUUAGUGAAAAGUGUCAGGAUACAAAAGGCAUUAAAAAUUAAUGGGAUCUUAGUAAUAAUAGUUUAUUGUUCAUUGAAUAGAGUAUCAUCUUUUCUAAUAAGGUUUGUUACGUAUCAUUCCUGAAGUGUCUGCCUUAGAAGUACAGUUACAGUGGAAGGAUUUAAUUCAUGAUUAAGAUCAGUAUAUGUUGAAAGCAUGUAGUUCAGUUUGUUUCAGAUAAAUUUUUUUCAGGAAAGUUGUUUCAGAGGUCCAAGGAAGCCAUAGUUAUAACUGAGUAAUAUUAUACAGUUUUAUUAUUGUGAUUUACAUGUUUUCUGUUUCUAAAGAAUAUGUUGAUCCUUUAUUUCUCAAAGAGAUAGACACCUCAAUAACAACCAUAUUUACAAAACCCAUGUCUUAAAACACGGCUUACUUACCAGACAUAACUGAAUGUAGAAAGCUCUUUUUCAAUGCUGUGUGCAAAUUAGUUAGGUUUUUGCAUGUAUAAUUAAGAUUAUCCUUCAACUGAUAGUGUUUGUGUAUCUUCAGCAUGUGUACUAUAAUCAGGUGAUGUAUUCUUUCAGUCUUUGGUGGUAACUGGAAAUUGUCUUAUGCUUUUGGUAUUGUUUUGUAAAACAUUUUCAUUUCAGAGAG
Messenger RNA from Lipotes vexillifer (Yangtze River dolphin), 3217 nucleotides. It is a transcript of the gene LMBRD2, whose product is annotated as LMBR1 domain containing 2. The record is from RefSeq and is a predicted model, not a curated record. The transcript is spliced from 18 exons. Gene Ontology annotation, biological process: adrenergic receptor signaling pathway. Gene Ontology annotation, cellular component: membrane. The coding region runs from base 404 to 2491 and encodes 695 amino acids. Lineage: Eukaryota; Metazoa; Chordata; Mammalia; Artiodactyla; Lipotidae.